AUGGAUACAGUAGCUCGGUUAGUGGCAGCGGGGACUAAUCCAUGGAUAUUACAAGGCGAUUUCAAUGUUACAAAGUCUGCUAUGGAGCACUCUAGAUUUCUAGAUACUGCAGGAGAGAAUUUGGCUAUUCGGGAGUUCCAGGAUAUCAUCAGAAGCUGCGAUCUUCUUGACAUCCCUCACACUGGCCCGGAGUUCACUUUGACAAAUCGUCAAGAUGGAAACCCUAUUAGCAAGAAGUUGGACAGAACUAUGGGUAACAGCAGUUGGUUCUCAAGUUUUGCGCAAUCACACACUCUGUUUGAAGCAGGAGGUGUUUCUGACCACUCUAGAAUGGUGACUAUUGUACAUGACAAACCUAUGGGUAAUCGAAAACCUUUCAAGUUUUUCACGCAUGUGGUCAGCCACCCUCAGUUCUUGGAAGUGGUAGAUCAUGUCUGGAAUUCUACUCCUCCCCUGUUUCAUUCUCGGACAGCUUUGAAGAAACUGCAGGAAAAAUUAAAGAUGCUGAAAUCAGAGCUCCGGCGGCUGAAUAGAGAGUCUUUUGGAGAUUUGCCAGCGAGGGUUAAAGUGGCUUUGGAGGAUCUCUGUGAUAAGCAGAAUAAUGCAAUGCGGAACCCUUGUACCACUACGUUUGAGGAAGCUUCUGAUGCAUGGGAGCACUGGCAUCACCUGUCUGGAAUAGAAGAGCAAUUUUUCUAUCAAAAAUCCCGACCAGGGCACUCGGGUUUGGAGGAUGUUACUGAGGACAGGUUAAGUGAUCUGCUAGACUAUCGUUGCAGUGAAGCAGAAGCAGCUUCUCUAGUUGGCCCUGUUCAAGCUGAGGAAGUUAUAGAAGCUUUGUUUUCGAUGCCAGCAAACAAGGCGCCGGGGCCUGAUGGUUACCCCAUGGAGUUCUACAAAGCAGCGUGGUCAGUUGUCGGUAAAGAUUUAGUGAUUGCUGUCCAGUCUUUCUUUUUGUAUGGCUUCAUGCCUCGGAGCACAAAUGCUACUCUCCUGUCCCUUGUACCGAAAACAACAAGUGCAGAGAAGAUGAGUGAUUACAGACCGAUAGCGUGCUGUAAUGUGAUUUAUAAGCUCAUCUCCAAAAUCAUGGCUCACCGGCUCAAAGGUAUUCUUCCAGCAGCUAUUGAGCAGAAUCAAUGUGCGUUUGUUCAAGGCAGGCUGCUGCUAGAAAACGUUCUCUUGGCCACAGAAUUGGUGAAAGAUUAUUACAAGCCUCAAGUAUCCUCUCGCUCAGCAAUCAAGUUGGAUAUUUCAAAAGCUUUUGACACCGUCAAGUGGACAUUCAUUGAAGCUGUUCUCCGAGCGAUGCACUUGCCAGAUAUGUUCGUAACCUGGAUCAUGAAGUGUAUCAGUACUGCGAUGUUCUCUGUCUCUAUCAAUGGUGAAUUGGAAGGAUUCUUUCCGAGCAGUAGAGGAAUCCGCCAAGGAUGUUCUUUGUCACCGUAUCUGUACGUCAUCGUCAGUAACGUUCUCUCCAAGCUUCUCAACAAAGCUAUCUUGGCGGGAAAUAUAGGAUUCCACCCCAUGUGUCGAGUGGUUAAUCUCUCGCACCUUAGCUUUGCGGACGACAUCGUGGUUUUCACAGAUGGUUCUCCCACAUCCCUCACAGGAACGCUUGAUGUUUUUCGAGAUUUUGCUAGCAUGUCGGGACUCUGUAUCAAUGUCGCUAAAUCAACAGUUUUCGCAGCAGGCAGGGGUAAGCAGGCUCUAGAAAUUGCAGCUGUAGCUGGUGGACUCACGGUCUCUGCGCUUCCCAUCAAAUAUCUUGGGCUGCCGCUUACUACCAAAACAAUGUCUAGGAGUGAUUAUGAACCACUGAUUGCAAAGAUUAGAGCCAGAUUUCUCAGCUGGACAAGUAAAGCUCUAGCUUUUGCUGGGAGUCUUCCACAGGGCUGCAUUGAUGAGAUUGAGAGUAUGUGCUCGGCUUUUCUGUGGAGCGGCUCGCCAAAUAUCUCUACUAAGUCAAAGGUUGCAUGGGUAGAGUUCAACUUCCCUCUGGGUUCAAUGGGCGAAGCAGAUUAUACUACGCGGGGAGUCCUUUUGGGAUGCUCGAAUAGGGGCAGUGGGCUCAUGGGUUUGGAAGAAGCUCCUCCAGCUGAGACCUUUGGCCAAGGAGUUCUUGUGUAUGGAAGGCGCUUGAUUGAAGUCAUUGGUGAGAGGGGAACUCAGAAGCUGGGCAUAGCUCGCAAUGCAAAGAUUGCUGAUGUCUUAGUCGAUGAUCAGUGGAGAUUCCGGAACUCAAGGGAUAGCGGUAUCGAGCAAGUGCUUGCGCAGAUAAAGGCAAAGCCGUUGUUAUUGACGCCAAAUGUGGAUGAUGGUGUGAAAUGGAAGCGAGGAGAUGUAGAGUAUGGAUCAGAAUUCUCAGCUUAUAGCACUUGGGACAUGGUGCGCACCCAAAAUGCUAAGGUUCCCUGGGCGAAGCUGAUUUGGUUUAAACAAGGGGUGCCGCGAUAUGCUUUUAUAACCUGGCUAGCUGUUAAAGAUCGUCUCUCUACUGGAUCUAGAAUGCGAACUUGGGGAGUAAUACAAGAUUAUUGGAUCUUUACUCCGACCGGCGCCAUCGCCUGA
Brassica rapa (field mustard) is the source of this 2571-nucleotide messenger RNA. RefSeq lists its product as uncharacterized. The record is from RefSeq and is a predicted model, not a curated record. NCBI's taxonomy places the organism in Eukaryota, Viridiplantae, Streptophyta, Magnoliopsida, Brassicales, Brassicaceae.